Prinia subflava (tawny-flanked prinia) is the source of this 9228-nucleotide messenger RNA. It is a transcript of the gene KLF7, whose product is annotated as KLF transcription factor 7. Gene Ontology annotation, molecular function: RNA polymerase II cis-regulatory region sequence-specific DNA binding; DNA-binding transcription factor activity, RNA polymerase II-specific. Gene Ontology annotation, biological process: regulation of transcription by RNA polymerase II. Lineage: Eukaryota; Metazoa; Chordata; Aves; Passeriformes; Cisticolidae. The coding region runs from base 390 to 1280 and encodes 296 amino acids. The transcript has 4 exons. The record is from RefSeq and is a predicted model, not a curated record.
GCGGGAUGUGGGAUGUGGUGUCCCGAAAAUAAAGAGGGGAGGGGGCGGCGGGGAGGGCGGUCGUGAGCGCGCAUGGCCGCGGCGCGGGGCUGCGCGGAGCGCGGCGGGGACGUGCCCCGGUGCGGCGGCCGCGGGGUGCUCGGUGCGCGCCGGCGCCGCUCGUCCUCCUCGGCCCGGCCCCCGAACCUCGCUGUCCCUCCGCGCUGAUCCUCUUUCUCUCUCUCUCUUUUUUUAAAGUGUGACUGAAACAAAACAAAGCCAAAGGGACGCUGGAUCUAUCAUUGGUUGAUUUUCUUCCUCCUUUUUUUUUUUAUGACCAAAAACAACCCCCCACCCGAGCAAACAAACACACACAAAAGCAGAAAGAAAGGGUCUUGCUCAGCAGCAGCAUGGAUGUCUUGGCUAGUUAUAGUAUAUUCCAGGAACUCCAGCUUGUCCACGACACCGGCUACUUCUCAGCUUUGCCAUCCUUGGAGGAAAACUGGCAGCAGACAUGCCUGGAGUUGGAGCGAUACCUUCAGACCGAACCACGGAAGAUCUCUGAGACCUUUGGUGAGGAUUUGGACUGCUUCCUUCAUGCCUCCUCAGCCCCAGAUGCAGAGGACAAUAUACGGCGGCUGGACCCCAUCCUUUUACCAGUGGAGACGAGUGCGUGUGACAAAAGCGCCAACAUGGACGUUAUCCUCUCCCGUGACAAACUGCUGUCUGAGACGUGCCUCAGCUCGCAGUCCACCAGCUCUUCCACAGAAGGCUACACAGCCGUCAACCAGGCCCAGCUCAAUGCAGUAACCUCACUAACCCCCCCUUCCUCUCCAGAGCUCAGCCGCCACCUCGUAAAAACCCCACAGACUCUCUCGGCAGUGGAUGGCACAGUGACGUUGAAACUGGUAGCCAAGAAAACUUCGCUCAGCUCUGUGAAAGUGGGUGUAGCAACAGCGACUGCGGGGACAAUAAAAAGUGGGCAAAGUGACAGUGAGCAAGGAGGUACAGGGACAGAAGCAUGCCCAGAAAACAAGAAGAGGGUUCAUCGCUGUCAAUUUAAUGGGUGCCGGAAAGUUUAUACAAAGAGCUCCCACUUAAAGGCUCACCAGAGGACUCAUACAGGUGAGAAGCCUUACAAGUGCUCGUGGGAAGGGUGCGAGUGGCGUUUUGCACGGAGCGACGAGCUCACGAGGCAUUACAGAAAGCACACGGGUGCAAAGCCCUUUAAAUGCAACCAUUGUGACAGGUGUUUUUCCAGGUCGGAUCACCUCGCCCUCCACAUGAAGAGACACAUCUAAAUAUCAGCUUGGCAUGGAUGUCAUCUGGGCUGAGUGUUGUGAGAUGAAAGUGGAACUCAAGUUACAACGUGCUACCUUACAGGAGAAGAGAACUUGAUCCCGUGUAACCCGCUGUACAGGGACCACAUGCUCACAGUGUCAUGCACCCAGUUACACUUCAGUACCUACAUCGGUUCUUUUAUGCCUUGCCCCAGCUGGAUGGGAGAAGAUGCAGGCGAGGAAAUGGUGUAGAGGUGAAGUCAGUGAAAAAGAACAAUUACUUACAGUACUUCAUCCCUCUUGGAUUUGUUUCCUGUUUUUGCCAAUGGAAAUCAAAGAAAACAGAGGAGGCUUCCCUGCAGGUGGACGGCAGUAGGAGGGGCUUAUCUAACUUGCUUCUCAGUGCAACUCGGUAGAAGAAUAUGAUGUCUUGAAGUUGCAUAUUUGUAGCACUAACUUUCUUUUUAAAUAGAUGGGGGGAAAACAAUGACCUAGAAAACCAAAUCCCAGUUUGGUAGCCAAAAUUAACCUCUUGGUUUUUUUGUUCUUUCUCUGAGAAUUCCUAAUGUUCAGUGCAUCAGACUUGUUACAGACACUUUGACCUGUCUUGGUUUUGGUUCUUCUUCCUGGAACUGAGCUAUUGAGAUCCUUUUAAGUCAAUACCAGUGGCCUUAAUGGCAGUAGACUGUGGAGUGACACUUGUGACACAAACAUCCUCCUUUUGGCCUGAGUUUAUGUAGACUUCACGGAGGAUUAUAUUUUUGUUGGUUGGUUUGUUUUUUUGGGGUGUUUUUUUUGUUUGUUUGUUUUGGUUUGGUUUUUUUUUCGGGUUUUUUUUUUUUUUUUUGGCUAUUGCACAACAUAUGCACUAGGGACUCUGGAAGCUGCUGCCACGAUGGCUAAAUAGCCAAGGGAUAAACCCCUGAGAUACAGCACCUAAUAUCUCUGUAAGCCUCACCUUAUUGCCAUAGCUAGGACUUCUUGUUUAUCUUUUGAACAAAAAACUUAAAAAGCUUGUUUGGAAGCUUAAACUUUUUUUCUCUUUUCUCCAUAAACAAGUGAUCUUCAGAACUCCUUGUCUUCACCUGGAUAUCAGUCUGGGACUGGCCACACAGGCAUGACUACAGGAUUCCUACCACAUCAUGUGAGCAUAUUAGCCACAACCCACGGUGAUUUAGUGGUGAAUUGUGUUGCUUUUUCUUGCAGUUCUUCUAUUAACCAAUUUAAAACAUUAGCCUUUUUUCUGUAAAGAGCACCUGCAGAUGUUUUAAUUUAAACUGUUUGUUGAGCAUCUUACACACACAAAAAACCCAAGCCAAAAAUCCUACUCCAGUCUCUGAGCAGGAAAUCAAGAACCUCUUCCAAGUACAAUGGCUUCAUUCAGCAUUAGCCCGUUAAAGAAAUUGUCAAAGUCCUGCUUUUCUGUUCAUCAAGUUGAUGCUGUAGCCCACUCCUAUGUGAAAAAAUGUAACCAUGUGAGCGGUGAAGGGAGGGAUUUUUUAUACUGCAGUGCGGCAUUUCCAAAUGAUUGGUCUAAAGUAUUACUAACCUAGAGGUCCAUUUUGGCCUACGGUGUGAAUCAUCAAGAAGUGGAAGUCUCAUGCUCACCCUUCCGUCAUAUUGAUAAUUUGAUUUCUUUGGCUCAAAGUGGAUUAAAGCCUUCAUUACAAAAGGAAAAAAAAAAAAAAAACCCUAAAAAAUUUAUUGCCAUAACUUGUAUUUGAACCUAUUUGGCACUGGCCCUGACUCCAAAGACUGCAUUUAGGACCAUAAAAGUGGCCUAUGCAAGCAGGCAGGUGGUCAUUAGGUUGUAUAUUUUGUAUAUUCUUGGACCAUCCCUACAAGAUGUGUCCAGAAAUGAAACAAAAUAGUGCGUGGUCCACAAAUGGUUGCUGCUCUUUUAUAAUGUAUUAGCCAACUGCCCUUCUUUGACUGUUUUGACUCAUUGACUGUUAAAUAUUUCCCUUAAUUUAUGUUUUGGGAGGUAAAAUUGUACUCUAAGGGGAAAAAAGAGCAAACAAGAAACUCAGUAGAUGUUCUUAAGAGCUGUCACCGGGAUCCUUGGCACUUGAAUUCUCAGCAUUUUGCAACCUUUGGUUCCAGUGAGAGAUUGAAUUUAUUCAAAAGAUGCUGGUUUUCCUCACAGUUUUCACAAAACACUGUGACUGUCAACUGAACACUUUGGGGACAGGGGGGAAAUACGAUGUCUGGCCCAUAUGGCAUGAAAUAUGGACCAAAAUCUAACCAUCUUUUAGGGACAGUGAUGUAAUAUUCGUGAUAAGAACAUGAGAGUGAAAGAAAGUCAGAAAGAAGGAGAGAGAGAAGAAAAAUUGAAUUUAUUCCAAAGAUUUAAAACUAACUAUACUCUAUAUAUGUAUAUAUAUAUGCUUAUAUAUAUAUGUAUACAUUUAAAAAUUGCAGAGCACUGCUUGCUGACAAUCUCGUAUUUCUCUACUUCUGUAUUUGCAUACUUUUUAUGGCCAUUCCACCCAGCUGUUUCACUGGGACUGAGGGCCCUAGAAUCCACUUUGUGUUGGAAUUUAUAGAGCAUCCUGCCAGACCACAGAAUCACAGAGUAUCCUCAGUUAUAAGGGAUCCACAAGGAUCAUCAAGUCCAACUUCUGGCCCUGCGCAGGACACCCCAAGAAUCCCACCGUGUGCCUGAGAGUGUUGUUCAAAGCUCCUUGAGCUCUGGCAGGCUUGGGGCUGUGACCACUUCUCUGGGGAGCCUUUUUCGGUGCCCGACCACUUCUGAGUGAAGAACUUUAUCCUGAUGUCCAGCCUGAACCUCCACACAGCUCCAUCCCAUUCCCUUGGAUCCUGUCACGGGUCACCAGGGAGCAGAGAUUGGUGCUGCCCCUCUGCUGCCCCUCAGGAAGAUGUCCAAUGGGAAUUGAAACCUCAGCUGUGUGAAACUGUAGAGCAUCCAGUGAGUGCACUAGAUCAAAAAAGGAUAGGAGAACCCUUGAAUUUCCUUACUGUGGUCUCCUAAAAUUUAUGCUCUCAAAUUCUCCACUACGAUAUUCAUUGGCUGUGAACCUGCAUAAAUAUCCUCCUUUGCCAUCUGAACACACCUGCUUUUAGACAUGCUACCAGUAGUACACAAACCUUAAUUAUUAAAUAAUGAUUUUAACACCAGACUCUGUUUAAAUUGGAAAAAGUCAAGCAAGACUGUUUUUAGUUCCAGUUGUCAUUUAUGGUCUUGUUGGCAUCUUAUUUAAAUAUUCCAGAACAAGGGCCCCAGGUGAAAAAAAUGCUGAAAGAUCUCUUUACUUUGUUCAAAAGGCAGGCCUUCAUCUGAAUCCUGGAUCCAGAUAGCCUAAAAAACAUAGAAAAAAGUGGGGUAAAAGGCAGAUUUCAAAUUUCUCAGGCUUUGUAGCAGGUCUUGAACUCUGAAGCCAACAUUUGAGCUUUGGAACCACCUCUUAUGUUUGAAAAGGGAGAUAUUUUUCAGCUGUAUAUAUGGUGCACCCAUCAAUCUUUUGACUUCAGUUUUUGGGUGCUCAUAUGCAAGUGUCUUAGUCAUUGCUAAAAUUUUGAACCCUAACUUUCUCCAUUUUGGAAAGGCAUAAUCAGUGACACAUUCCAGGACUGGUUUUUUUACAAUGAUUUGUUUCUUUGCAGAUAUUUUAAGCUGUACACUUCAAAUUGUGUAGUCUGUUAUAAUUAGUUCCUUUUUGGGCCUGUGUCUCCUUGCUAAAUUUGUACCGUUGUCCUCUCUCUGUAAAUUAUGAGUAGAAUCAGACUGAAGAGGAAAGGUUCUAUAUAAGGCUUCUUGAAAGCAAACCCAUACAUUUGGUGACAGUUGAGGACUGAGUUAUCUGGCGGUAGAAAGGAGAAGCUUUACCUUGUUUCCUUCAAUGCAACAUUUAUGCCCAUUUGCAAAAGAGAAGCCAUUGUAAGAAAGUCAGAUGGUGGUUUCCAAGGCCAUGGAACCAUGAAAACAAAUUGAGCUAAAAGUCUCACAAGAUAGCGUACACAGAGGAAGCAACAAAGACAAAUGUGAGGUUUUGUGAUUAACUGAAUAAUAUUUUGGAUCAAUCAGAGCAGUCAAUCAUAGAAUCACACAUGUGGAAAGUGGCCUCCAGAGGCCAUCUUAGCUGACCUCCAACUAGGUUGGUUGCUCAUGGCCAUAUCCAGCUGAGUUUUAAAUAUCCUCAAGAAUGGAAAUUCUGCGACCUCUCUGUGAAAGUUGUUCCAAUAUUUAACCACUUUCAUGGUUAAAAAAAAAAAAAAAAAAAAUCUGUGUGUCAAGUAGGAAUUUUCCAUGUCCAAACUUGUUUUCAGUGCCUCUUCCACUGUGCACCUCCAAGAAGAGUCUGACUUCUUUUCUACAGUCUUGGUUAGGUAUUUGGAGAUAGCAAUAAGAUCUACACUUACCCUUCUCUUCCUAAGGCUGAAUCAUGUCUCUCAGCCUCUCUUCAUCCAUCAUGUGUUCCACUACCUUCGUGGUGACUCUCUGCUAGACUUGCUCCCAUAUGUCAAUAAUUUUCUUGUAAUGGGGAGACCAAGACAGAAUAUUCCAGGUCAAGAUGUGCUUCAUAUGUGAUAGUGUUGAUAAAAUUUAUUUAUUCUGGAUUUUCCAUUAUCUGAGACAACUUAAAGUCAAGAUUCUGUUUUGAAAACUGGCAAAUAAAAAAUAAUUUAGGAAGCACUGUUAUAAAUAGUUUUCUAAUCAGAUUUGCCAAAUCUGUGCAUAAAAAUAUGCUUAUAGAAGCAUAGCCAGCUUGAGGCCUGGCUAGCGAAAUUCUGUUUUUUCUCAACAUGAUCAUUGAUGGUUCACUUUGAAGUAAAAAAGGUAUUGUUUCAUUUGUACUGUAUCAAAUACGAAGACACAUGAAACUGUAUUUUAGUCACUUCUUACACUAAAACAACACUUCAGUGCAUCUUUGCUCUGUUUGGUUUUGCCCUUAGGAGAUAAAGAGCAACAUAAAAUAUCAGAUAUAUUUUAUAGAGAUUGGUCUAAAAGUGGAUGGCAGAAUCCAGAGUAUUUUUCAUUAUCUCUGAGUUUUUCAGUAGCUAGUACUCAGUCUUGACAAUUACAUUACCUGGCUAAACUCACAACUGAAGUGAAAUUCUAGAUUCUUUCAAUGUCUUGGACAAGGCCCUGAGCAGUCUGAUCUCACUAUUCUUUCUUUAAACAAAGGUCUGAACUAAGUGGCCUCCAGAAGUACCUUCCAAUAUUGAUUUCUCUGUGUUUCUAUGAUUCAUUUCACAGCUCUCACUGAUUAAAUGUGUACUGGUUCUAUUUCUUCAUAGUUUUGUUCUGAUGAAACAGACUGUAGGGCAGAUCUGUGGGUUUUUUUCUCAAAUUCUGAUAGUUUCAUCCUUGUUAAACUUUAUAAGGUUUCUUCAUGAGGGAGACCUAAAGAGGAAGAAAUCUUAAGAAACCCUAAACCCUUAGCAAGCCAGUUUGAAGCAAUAUCAUACCUUGAUAUGUGUCACAGCUGCAGGGAUCAGCCAGUUAUUAUGGAAACAAGUUUGCUAGCCUGGAAGACCCAUGUGAUGUCUCAGAAAUGGCUUCCUGGACCUGGAAUCCAAGCCAACAUAUUUCAACAAAGGUGAACAUUUUUUUCUUUCAUUCUUAUUUUCCUCAGACUUUUUGGAAUUGCUAUUUUUCUUGGGGUAGCACAUUUUCACUUAAUGCAUGGGAAGCACUGACCAAACACAGAUGAGGAAGAAGAACCUGAAUGCACGAGCAUCCCUCAAUCUUUGCUUUUGGAAUUGUUUUAACUUCAGGCAUAAAAAAUUAACUAAUCACUAGGGUGUAUAGCUAAAGUGGAGUUGAUCAAAUAUGAUUGUUGCAGUGAUUGAGUAUAUCUUACCUGUGACCUUUCUGAUAUCUACAGAAUCAAGCUUUCUCCCUCAUUUUUAUCUGACCCUAGAUGAUUUGGGGUUUGUAUCUAAUAUAAAGGUUGCUCCUCCUAUUUAACACACUUUAUUUGUCUGUAUACAAAAGAGGUGGUAAUUGGUACUUUUGACAAAGCUGAUGAAGUCCAACUUCCUUAAGUGUUUCCCUUCCUCUUCUCUUAAUAUAUGUCAAAUCUUUAAAUUUAAAAAAAUUAAAAAGGAAAAUUUUGUAAAUAAUUUAAUGUUACAAGGCCAGCACUCAGUGGAUCAAGGGCUUUUACUCUUGAUUUCAUUCAGGACUUGGCACAUUCUGUCAUUCCAUCCAGUAGGACUGUUUUUGAGCUUUGAUAUCCUGGGUGAUGCUCUAACCCAGAACUUCUAAAGUACUUUUUGCUGAUUUCAGAUAGAAUUGCACUUGCAAAGAUAUCUACAUACCAAGAAAAAAACAAUGCUUGACAAUAACUAUUUAACUCUGCCUUGAAUAAAUGGGAAUAUUUUCCUCCCAAGAUAUUACAACUACUCAUUGACAAGUCUUGCCUGUCUUUCCUUAGCUUUUAAACUACACCUUCAUGAAUGAUCUUUUCCAGAUCGAACUUGGAUAUUUUUCUUCUUUUUGUCACACUUGUGUCUCUAUUUAUUAAUAGUUUAGGGAUGACUGCUGCAGUCUUUCUCCUCCACAGCUCUGCACAGGCUUUGGUGGCAAGAUUUAGCAUUGUAAGGAGUGUAGGAUCUGGCCUACCAGGUACUAAGAUCUGUUUUGUAAAGCUGAGAAUUUUCUCCUCUCUUAGAGGAAGAACUAUUGAGAAUACUUGUGCUAUAUAAGUUAUAUAUAUAAUUAUAUAGUUGUAUAUAUAAAUUAUAUACGUAAAAAUGCUGAGAUGGGAAGUAGACUGCCUUUAUCACCUCAAGAAUGUUUCCCUACCUGAAAACUUUCAAAUGCAGGCGUCAUUUAUAAACAGGGUUUUAUAGUUUUCCUUAAUGCUUGUUGAUGGCAUUUUUGGUGUAAUAAUUGAAGUUGGAACUCUGCGAUUUUCAAAAGGAAAGCUUUGAUGAUUUUAAGUGCUUUGGUCCUAACUUCUAUAUACUGCCAGAAAACAGGUUCUCCACCCUGUCUCUGUGUGGAUGUGGAUGUACAAGAGUAUACUGUAUAUACCUACACAGAAGAGCAAACUGAGCUACUGACUUACAGUUUGUAGUAGCCAACUGUGCCUAUUGCUUUCAUUUAGGGAGGGCACUUGCUGUUGCCACUGCAUUUUAGGAAUCAUGACAGCUUCUGUAGGAAAGUUUUCAACAGUGCUGGGAAAUACAUGUUGCUGUGUACUGUGAAUGAGUAGGCUGCAGAUUUGGGGAUUGGGAGGGGAGGUGGGAAGGGAGGGGGAUGAGGGCUUCGCAUGUACACACUAAAGGGAACUAGAAUGGACAGAAACGUGGCAAUUUUAGCCUUUAUUGUUGGGCUCUCGGGGAAAUGAAAAGCUAACAUGCAGUCCCUGGAAGGCCUGAUGGCUGAAGGGCUGAUCUUUAUGUUUUGCAACAUAUGUUUUACCCAUUGCUCUGUAUUUAAAUCCCCAGACCUGUCAGAUUCUGGAAGUAGAUCAAAACACUGGUUUAACACUACUUUGUUACCAAGGCCGUGUCUCUACCAGGGAAGCUGCCCUACAUUAAAUUCAGACUAGCUAAAUCACUUUGUAGCUGCACCUGUUACGUGAUUGCCUGGAUCAAGUUUGUAUUGGCAUCCUAUGCAGUUAAGCUGAUGUGUAAGAAAUGCUUUAAUUAAUUAAGGUACCUUUACAGGAAGGUUCUCCAGUUUAAGUACCUGAUUUUGAAAUCACUGCAUAUAAACCACAACAGCUUUCCUCUUAGAAACAAGGCCUUAGUUUGGCAUGUCUGCUCAUCUAGUUGAAAAAAUAAUAAUGCAGGCUGAGAUUUUAUUUUUUCUUUGCAAAGUGACCUGUUUUCCCUCUUAUUCUUUGAAAUAUUCUUGCUCUCUACCACACAUUAAAUUUUUGUUUGGGGAAUCUUUCUUUAACAACAACAAAAACAUAUGAAUGCUCCCUAUUAAAAAAAAACAAAACAACAAACAAAACAAAAAACCAAACAAAAACAAAAACAAAAAAACAAA